AUGACAGGUUGCUAUGAAGAAAGUGCAAUGAUCGAAGAAUAUGUUGAUGAAUUACUCAAUACAUUUCGAACUCCAUUUUGGCUCGAUGAAUGUGGCUGUUCUAUAGAAAAUUUACCAUUAGAAAUCAAGAAUGCAUCAAUAAAACGACUCGAUCUUCAAAGACUCCAUGGAUCGUACGAUGAACAGCAAUGUAUAAAAUUCAGUCAUUCACGUCUUGCUAUGCAAUGUGAAGAACUUCAUAUUUCUGUAAAAAAUCGAAUAUCAAUAUGUUAUCUAGUUAAAACUAUGCCUAAUUUGCGAUUAUUACAUGUGAAAUGUGAAGAAAAUGAGCAAAAGCAAUAUUCCAUAGAAGAUAAUAAACAAGAUCAAAAUUCAACAGAAGAUAAACUUGUAAACUGGUUAGAACAACAAUUGUCUGGUGUACGAUCAUUAGUUGAAAUCUUUGGUUGUCAUGGCACUAUUGUAUUGAGAAUUUCUUAA
Messenger RNA from Rotaria sordida, 480 nucleotides. NCBI's taxonomy places the organism in Eukaryota, Metazoa, Rotifera, Eurotatoria, Philodinida, Philodinidae. The record is from the annotation of a GenBank genome assembly.